ACUGUAUAUUGAGGGCUCUGGGUUGAGCAUAACAUCCCCAGUGGCGUCAUAACAGUGCGACAGCCAAAACUUCAUCAUGGCCGAAGCUGAGUCAAACAAGGUUAUCAAAUUAGUUCCUGAGUAUCUGUUGAAAAAGAGGAAAACAUACCAGGCCAUCAAAGCUACACAAGCCAAGCUUGCUUUACUCGAGAAGAGAAAGAUAUCAAGAGGCAAACCGUUAAGAUUUAAGCGCUUGGAGGACUUUUUGAAAGACAGCCACAAGAAACACCGUGAUGAGACCCGUAUUCGUAGAGGUGAACACAGGCCACCCGCCCCUCUGCCUCCUGCUCAGAACAAGCUGGCUUUCGCUGUUCGGAUCAGAGAGAUUAAAGGCGUCAGCCCCAAAGUGAUGAAGGUGGUCCAGAUGAUGAGGCUGAGGAAGAUCUUCAGUGGGGCCUUUGUCAAAGUUAAUAAAACCUCUGUUGCUAUGAUGAAGAUAGUCGAGCCCUAUGUGGCUUGGGGAUUUCCCAAUUUGAAGUCGGUCCGUGAGCUCAUACUGAAGAGAGGUCAGACACGGGUCGGCAGGAGGAGAGUUCCUCUAACAGACAACACCUUCAUAGAGCAGCACAUGGGUAAACAUGGCAUCAUCUGUUUGGAAGACCUGAUCCACGAAAUCUACUCGGUUGGUAAGAGCUUCCGGCCGGCCAACAACUUCUUGCUGCCGUUCAAGCUGUCGGUGCCUCGUCAUGCUGCCAGGGAUAAAGCUGGGCUCCUGAAGGACCUGGGAAGCCCAGGCUUCCGCGGCUCUGACAUCAAUGCCAUCAUCAGACAACUGAACUGAGUAACAGCUGCAAGAUGGACCCUCAGCUACGUUUGUUUUGGAGCAAAGACCGGAGAUGACAACAUGUCUGAUUUAUUUUUUCUUUUGGUGAAGAAACUCAGUGGAUCUCAUGUUUUAUUAGUAACACAUACAACUCGCUGGGAGAUGACACAAAGACCAAAAAUAGUCUUUUUUUUUUUUUUUUUUGCCCAUGUUUUAGUUUUGCAGCUCAUAUUUACGUAGUGCUCUUCGUCACAGAUUGAAGCUCUCUGUUGAGGCUUUAACCACCUCCCCUCUGACGGUGACAGUAUUUUUCUAUUUGAGUUGCAUACGGCAGCGUUCCUCUGGUUAUCAGAGGAGUUGAGUACAUAAGCAGACAUUUUUAGAGGGGGCAUCCUCCAUUCAGGAGUUGGCAUCACUAAACAAAUAUUUACUGUGUUCACCAGUUUUCUGUGUUUAAAGGUAUAAAGUCUAAAAUUCUGCUCAGCAGUGGUUAAUAAAUUUGAUUGAUCCA
Messenger RNA from Melanotaenia boesemani (Boeseman's rainbowfish), 1313 nucleotides. It is a transcript of the gene rpl7l1, whose product is annotated as ribosomal protein L7-like 1. Gene Ontology annotation, cellular component: cytosolic large ribosomal subunit. Lineage: Eukaryota; Metazoa; Chordata; Actinopteri; Atheriniformes; Melanotaeniidae. Gene Ontology annotation, molecular function: structural constituent of ribosome; RNA binding. Gene Ontology annotation, biological process: maturation of LSU-rRNA from tricistronic rRNA transcript (SSU-rRNA, 5.8S rRNA, LSU-rRNA). The coding region runs from base 77 to 820 and encodes 247 amino acids. The transcript is spliced from 6 exons. The record is from RefSeq and is a predicted model, not a curated record.